CUAACCGUCUGUGUUGGUCUGCGUCGUUUGUGUCGUGUGUGUUGGUCUGUAUAGUCGUGUGGGUCGUGUGGUUCGUGUGUUCGGACUGGUUGUUCGGUGUUUUGUGGCCGUGCUGAUCGGUACUGAUGCGCUUUAUUCACCGUCAGUUGGAGCUACGUAAAAAUGGCGUAUCGUGGGAUUAGAGGUUCCGACCCAUUUGCUUCAAAAACGACAAGAAAUGAAAGGUUUGCACAAAUGUCAAAACAAGAACAACUUAUUGAGCAGAAGAAGCGAGAAAUACAAGAAAAAUUAGAAGACCAGAAGAAGAAGGAAACUGAAGAGGCAUUGAAAAAGUUGCAAGGUGUAUCUGGGAAUUGCAGAUCAGGCCCUGGAAACAGAUCGAACUCCAACAGUGGCCAACAUAAAGUGAACAGAAAACCGUUCUGGAAAAGCAAUCAAGACCAGCGAUGGAAGAGAGAUUCUUCACAGUCAGAAGAUACCAACAGUUCGAAGGUUCCAGGAUCAGUGAACAUAUUCUCGAAUGAUGGAAGUUUCCUGGAUCAGUUCAAGAAAUUAUCUGGUGUAAAGGAAGUUAAGUCCAAAAAAGGAGAUGAUGUGUCAGUUACAAAUAGUAAUGUCAGUACUGACACAAAAUGUUCAGCUUCUGCUCCUGCAACGUCAGCUUAUCAUAAACAUGCCUCAGACACAGACUGGGGCACGUGGGGUCCACCGACUGAGAAACAGGCUGAGAAGGAAGAAGCCCAUGGUGAAGGAGCUGAACUCCAUACCAGUCAGGACCAGCAGGGAAAUGAGGAUAGGAACCAGGAUCAGGACCAGGACACAGACCACAAGAAUGAAGAUCUGCGCAACAGUGAACGUCUGGGCACAUCACAUUGGUUUCAACAAAAGCACAUCAGUAGUGGUUCAUGGCAGCAGCAGGGGCGGAAUGACACUGGGGCAGCUUGGCGUGGGCAGGAUUCACCUUCACCUCCAUCAUGUUGCUCUAGUACUACUGCCCCCAACAGGUCCUCCUCUCCUUACUCUCCAUCUAGUGCUACUGUAGAGAACAAGGAAGCUGUUCCACCCAUAAACAUAACAUCUACAAGUAAGGGUCCAGUUCAGUACUCAGUUCCUAGCAUUCGUCCUUCCCCCAUCAUGCCUCUCCUUAACCCACCUCAACACCAGUUUAUUACCUACUCUUCCCCUCCACCUCCUCUGCAUAGUAUCCCCCCACCAUCACCCAUGCAACCUCAUACAAUUCCUACCCCACCACCCCUUGCUUCUACAUUGAGCAUCCACCCUGCCUCAACUCCAGUCAUACCAGCCAUACCACAGCCACCGCCAACAAUGCAACACCCCCUGCCCUCAUUACAACCAUCCUCACAGUCACUGCCUCCUCAUCUCAUGCAGCAUCCUCCACCACUCUUGCAACAUCAUGCAGUGCCACUGCCUGGAGUCCUUCAGACGCAAGCUUUGGGCCCAACCCCUCUGCCCACAUUGAUGGCACCCUUGUUGCAACACCCUCUUCCUCCUCUACGCCUGCCCCCUGCUGCUUCUGCCCCUGCCUGCCCACAACCUGCAGCAGUCCCCAGCAUCUGCACUUCUUCUGGAACUGGAGUCUCUCCAGCAGCAAUGGGAGUGGUGCAGGCCAGAGGGCCAAACGGUGGACAGUCUAGUGAUGCGCCAGCAGAUCCAGCUGCAGAUGAGGCCAGGAACCAUUUGGCUCGCACGGUGGCCCAGUGUGGUGAUGACAUAGAGCAGAUUAUACUUGUACGCAAUCCGGAUGAUCCCUCACUGUGGUUUCUGAGUGAUAAGGAAUGCCCUGCAUAUCUGCAGUACCGACAGUUAGUGGAAAAGUUCCGAAUGGAAAUGAAGAGCACAAGCAUUUGUGAGGAUGCAUCCAACAGUGAAGUAAAAGAUGAACCAACAGCAUGUGUGAAGCAAGAGCAGGAUGAGUAUGCUCCUCUUAGUUUCCAGCCAGAGAGCAGUUCAGUGAUCACAGCAUCCACAAAAAGGGAGCAUCCCGAUGAUAUGACUCCAGUCAAGCAGGAAAAUGCAAGAAGUAGCAGAAAAGAUCAGGAAGAUGACAAUUCACAUCAUAGUGAAGUUUCUGGUAAGCAGUCUGGAGAUGAGAGUGAUGAAGGUGAGGCAAAUGUACGUCCUAGACGUAAACGGCGUAGUCGCUGGGCUCCUGAAACUGAAAAGAUGCCUGUCUUACUUGGCACUGCCAUGGCUGAAACUGGUGCUGCCACCACCAUACCCCAGGAAAUAGUUCAGCCAGUUCCUGCUGUAAUAUCAGGAGCAGCACCUGCAGGCACUGCACAGUUGCUCAGUAAAGUUACUCGUACAGAUCCUGCACUUAUCCAGUAUGCUGCGCAGGCUUUUGGCACAGUUAACCUGUCUGAGGAAGACUGGAAGAAGGCAGAGGAUCAUUACAAAAUAAAUCUGUUGUAUCAAGAUAUGCUUCGCAAGCGCCAGGAACUGGAGCGCCUACAGCGGGCAGGCAAGUUCAAAUAUGAAUAUGAUAGUGAUGAAGAGACUGAUGGAGGUACAUGGGAACAUCGUUUGCGAUUACAAGAAAUGGAGGCCACCCAACGCUGGGCUGAAGAACUGACCGAGAAAGCCAAAGGCAAACAUCACAUAGGUGACUUCCUGCCACCAGAUGAGUUGGAGAGGUUUCUUGAAAAGUACAAUGCUCUGAAGGAAGGACGUGAGCCUGACCUCUCAGACUACAAAGAAUUCAAGUUAAAAGAAGAUAACAUUGGCUUUCAAAUGCUUCAGAAGUUAGGCUGGACAGAGGGUCAAGGUCUUGGCUCAGAGGGACAUGGCAUUGUUGACCCUGUUAACAAAGCAUCAUCAAGACCAGAAAACCAGGGCCUUGGGGUAGAGCGUCCUGACGAUGUGAGCCAUGGAGAUGAUGAAUAUGAUGCCUACAGGAAACGCAUGAUGCUUGCAUACAGAUUCCGCCCAAACCCGCUUAAUAAUCCAAGGCGUCCUUACUACUGAACUGGACUGUACUUAAGGAGAGCGUCUGUAUGUCAGAAAAUGAUUUCUUCAGUAAGGCCGCUGGUACAGUGUCAUUUUGAAGGAUACUGACUUUUUCCAGUGGUACUUUAUAUAUUUGAGUCUGGAUAAAAAUUUGCAAGAAUUUCAUUGUUGUGUUUAAUUUUCAAGAAAAUUUAACCUUUAUUUUAUAUCCAAAUAUAUCCCAUCAACUGGCUAAAUCACCAGGAAUUUUGUGUUAUGCUAAGCAUUGUUGGUGAAUGGAUAUUCGGGAUAGUAACAAAUGAAGUUGCAUGUUUGUACUUAAAACUGCAAUUCAUAAUUAAGAAAAAAUGACAUACAUGUGUUUGUUUCAUUUAUGUGUGAUAAAUGCUUCAUAAUCAUUUUUCAGUUAAUGUUUUAUUUUUUCAGUCUAUGUAUACAAAAAUAUACAUCAUUUUUGGUUUAGAAUGAAACUCCCCAAUUUAAGAUUUCUUCUGGGAGCAGCUGAUUUGAGCACUAAACUGAGUAAAAUCUUAAAUGGACAUAGUCUAGCAGUGAACUUAUUGACAGGGUUCAUUGAAUCUGGAUGUUGAAUAAGGGAAAACUUUGAAAUGAGGAACAUUAAAUGGUGGUUCUGGUGCAUGUUAUUUUGCUUCUUUAUUGAA
Molecule: messenger RNA, 3629 nt
Organism: Cryptotermes secundus
Lineage: Eukaryota; Metazoa; Arthropoda; Insecta; Blattodea; Kalotermitidae
Product: max-binding protein MNT
Exons: 12
Coding region: 163-2985 (940 amino acids)
Biological process (GO): RNA processing
Cellular component (GO): nucleoplasm
Molecular function (GO): RNA binding
Source: RefSeq, a predicted model, not a curated record